AAAGUGAACAUCCCCCUCUCCCAUCAUCAUUAUUUCGGCCAAGCUACCCAAGAAAGAGUAAGAAGAAGUUCUCCCAUUUUUUCUCCAUCGUUGAAUUCGAGCUCAAGCAAGGUUGGUAAAAAGAGGAAGCUUGAAGAAGGAAAACGUUAGGAAAAGUGUGGAAUAUUAAGGUUGAAGCUAGAGCCUGUUGUCUACACCUUUGCACGGGUGGAAAGAAUCUAGAGGAAGACGUGAAAUGGAGGGUAGACGUAUGCCGAUGAGGAACAACCCUAGGGGACUAGCUGCGGGAGCUUCCGUGGGGGGUAGCCGAGCCACAUCCCUUGGCUCUAUGGGGAGAAGAGGAGGCCGUGUAGGCCGUGGGGGCCACCGCGCCCAAACAGUGAGCGAUGGCCACGUGAGCUCGGUGUAUGAGACUAACACCCAGAACUAUGAUUCAACUUUCGUUCCGGAAACGGAACAUGAGGAAACCCCAUAUGAUGGGGGCGAUUUCCACACGGAUGAUGAUGAUGACAAUAGUGAAAGUGAUGCCCGUUUUGCUCAGAUGGGUGAGCUAUUUGAAUGGUAUCAAAAGGAAAAGCUGAGGAGGGAUCUUAGACGCCAAGCUAGGCGUGCCUCUCAAGGCGGAUCGGGCCAAGGGAGCCGGGGGGGCUUCAAGGGCUGUUUCAGGGGCAUCUCGGGAUAGACGUGAGGGAGAUUUCUGUGUGAGGAUCUCCAAAUACCUCAAAGAGGCUAGAGCCUUGGGUGCAGGGCCUUCGUGCUUCCUUCAUUUUUUUAAAUCAUAAACUAUGCUCAUGGAUACUUUUGUAAUAUUACAUUGUUUUG
Messenger RNA from Cuscuta europaea, 822 nucleotides. Lineage: Eukaryota; Viridiplantae; Streptophyta; Magnoliopsida; Solanales; Convolvulaceae. The record is from the annotation of a GenBank genome assembly.